Messenger RNA from Salvia hispanica, 3513 nucleotides. Lineage: Eukaryota; Viridiplantae; Streptophyta; Magnoliopsida; Lamiales; Lamiaceae. The record is from RefSeq and is a predicted model, not a curated record.
CACUGCUAUCGGGUGUGAUGAUAUGCUGCUGCAAUCCAACGGAAGUUCCACCCUUGGCGGCUGCUCGGUGUUUUGUGCUAACAAGAGUGAUGCCGGCUUCGGAGAUUGCAACUUCAAUGGUUGUUGCCAUCAAUAUCUCGACGGUAAUUGUGUUUAGUUUUGUUUUGAUCGCAAUCCAAGUGAAAAAAGUAAAUAUUUUAACAUUACAAUAACUCGUACUAACAGACUAACAGUCUCUUAUAAAUUUAUGUACAAUUAAGGAUUAAUUGAUUGUAUUCUCUAAUUAAUACAUGAUCUCAAUAUUUGAAAUAUUUCAAUUCCAUCUCAAUAUUUCAACCUAUCAUAUACUCCCUCCGUCCCAUGUUACUUGCACUGUUGCUUUUCGGCUCGUCACAAACUCCUUACACUAUUUAUAGUUUAAGUUUGAAUUAAUGCAUUUAAUUAAUAUGUUAGUUUAAGUUAAGAGGUCCUUUAUUAAGUGAUGUCUCAUUACACUUAAAAUUCUAAUUUUAUUACACGAAAAAAUCAAUCGCAAAUUUACGGCCUAAAAUGAAAAGUGCGAGUAACAAGGGACGGAGGGAGUACAUUCUAAUCUUAUUAUUUUGCAUGUCCCUACCUACUUUUUUUUUUUUUUUUGUGGUCUCCAAAUUCCCUAACUAUUUUAGGAGAGGAAGGACGUUUUUUGGAAGCAGAACUGAUUGACUUGAGCGGAAGAUCACAACGUAAAAAGCUUUUACCGUGCAGCUAUGCCUUUAUCCAGGAGAUGACAGAGAGGAAUGAAACUGUAUUCACAUAUCCUUUGUACUAUCUGAAUAACUCAACAGCAUUGUUAAAUGAUGACUGGGCAUCAGCAUCAAGGCCACCAGUAGUGCGCUUGGACUGGACCGUUGGGGCUGAGAACUGCAGUCGAGCUACGAAUUCCAGCACUUACGCAUGCCUAGACGAAAGGAGUGUUUGUGUUGAUUAUAACGAUUAUGAUACAGGAUACACAUGUAGCUGCGUGCAAGGGUUUGAGGGAAAUCCUUACCUACGUGGAGGAUGCCAAACAAUAAUUCCCUCUUCAAGUUCAAUUGCCAAACGUGGAUGCAUGGAUCAAUGUGGAAAAGUAUCGAUUCCAUUUCCAUUUGGUGUGGGUCCAAAUUGCUUCUUGGAGCCAUCUUUUGAAGUUGUUUGCAACAAGGACACCCACCCUGCCACACCCUUCCUCCAUCUUUUGAACGCUGAAAUCGUUGAGCUGAACUCAUCAAAAAUUAUUGUCAACUACAUGAACAUAUCUUCAAAUUGCUACAAUAGGUCAGGCUAUCAAGUUGGGUGGAGCUUGACAAUUGACUUGUUGAAAACGCCAUAUAGUUUAUCAGAUGACAACUGGAUCACCACCAUUGGCUGCAAUGUUAUGCUUAACGGGGUUAUUGGAGAAGACAAAAGAAGUUCUAUUCAAAGCAGUUGCACAGCCAUUUGCUCCGACAGUCUUGAGAUCUAUGAUGAUGGUGGAACUUACGCAGAUUGCGGCUAUGGACCAACAUCUUAUGCAGAUGAUGGUUGUUGCAGGGUACCAAUUCCAAGAGGUAUAACUUACCUUGAAUCAAAUUUGACUCAUCUCAGUGAACUGCCGACAAGUGCUAAUAUUUAUUGCAGUUACGCCUUCACAAAAUACGCUAAAAAAAUGAUUCAUAAUGGUCGUUAUUAUGAACAUAUUGAGGAAUUUUUGCUUACGAAUAACUCAGACAUGAUCCCACUAAUCAAUGCUCACCCGAUUGCGAGCAUGGCAUUGGAUUGGAGGAUCGAAAGGAUGAAUUGCAAAGAAGCACGGCAGGAUCUCGCUAACUUCAUAUGCAGAGAUAAUAGUGAUUGUGUUGAUUUUGAUGCUACGCUUGGAGGGUACCUCUGCAAUUGCUCCAAAGGAUACACAGGCAAUCCCUACCUCAGUCCAGGGUGCCAAGAUAUUGAUGAAUGCAAGGAUAAUUCAACUAAUACAUGCGUCUCAAAUUCAAUUUGCGAAAAUGUUCCGGGGACAUUUCACUGCUUGUGUCCGAAAGGUUAUAUUGGUGAUGGGAAAAAGGAUGGCACCAGUUGCAUUCCGCAGCCGCCUUCCAAAACCAAGAUCAAUAUCUUGAUAGGUAUAGGCUCUGGAUUGGGGUUUCUUCUUCUAGUUUCAGUGCUCUUUUGGUUGUAUAAGUUGUUGCGAAAGAGAAAGGAAAGAAUGGUAAAAGAUAAAUUCUUCAAGCGAAAUGGUGGUCUUCUCUUGCAACAACAGACCAAUGAAGGUGCACUUGGAAAAACAAAAGUUUUCCCUGCAAAAGAGUUGGAGGUGGCUACGGAUAACUUUAAUGGGAGCAGAAUUAUUGGACAAGGAGGGCAAGGCACUGUCUACAAAGGAAUGUUAUAUGAUGGUAAGAUUGUUGCGAUAAAAAAAUCAAAGUUGGUCGAGGUGAAUCAGUUGGAACAGUUUAUAAAUGAAGUGGUCAUACUAUCACAAAUCAAUCACAGGAAUGUGGUCAAACUAUUGGGGUGUUGUUUGGAGACUGAGGUUCCUCUUCUUGUGUAUGAAUUCAUGCCAAACGGGACACUUUUUGAUCUAAUUCAUGAUCCAAGUAGUGAAUUUCCAUGUACAUGGAACACGCGGUUGAAAAUCGCAGCAGACAUAGCAGGAGCAGUAGCGUACUUGCACUCUGCUUCUUCUGUGCCUAUCUAUCACAGGGAUAUUAAGUCUAGUAAUAUCCUCCUUGAUGAAAAGUAUGUUGUCAAAGUAUCAGAUUUUGGAACAUCGAGGUCUGUUGCUACAGAUCAGACUCACAUAACUACUCUGGUUAAAGGGACGUUUGGAUAUCUAGAUCCAGAAUAUUUUCGGUCGAGUCAAUUCACAGAGAAGAGCGAUGUUUAUAGUUUUGGAGUAGUUCUAGUUGAGCUUCUUACAGGGCAAAGGCCAAUAUCUCUUGAUAAAACAGAAGAGGAAAGAGGCCUAGCGACUCGGUUCCUUGUAUGCAUGGAAGAAGAAUGUAUGGAUACGAUUUUAGAUCCGCAGGUUUGGGAGCACGGAAGAAAGGAAGAGGUGACCCUAGUUGCAAAGCUGGCACAAAGAUGUUUACACUCGAAAGGGAGAAUGAGACCAACUAUGAAAGAAGUUGCCACUGAAUUGGAAAGUUUUAGGAUGUCUGAAAUGUCGAGUGGUGUUAAUGUUGUAUCAGAAGAUGUGAGAUCUUUGGAAGAUAUGUCUGCGAUGAUUUCAGACACUGAGUACACAUGGACCUACAGUUAUAAGAGUGCUUUCACAUCAUCAUCAGACACACAUCCGUUAGUGUUAUCUGACAGUGCAUCAUAAUAUAGACGCAUUUGUAGUAGACUCAAAUAAGAUGAUCAAGACUUGGUUCUAUGCAAUCUUUGAGAUUAUUUACAAUUGUUUUUAAGUUUUUUUUAUCAAAUGUUGUGGAUCUUUUAGAUUUGUGGUUUGUUCCUAGGGUAUUUAGUUACUUAAUUUUUUGUUAUUGUGUUGAAUCGAUGUUUAGAGCAUGUUUU